This is a messenger RNA of Lachancea meyersii CBS 8951, 5673 nucleotides long. The record is from the annotation of a GenBank genome assembly. Lineage: Eukaryota; Fungi; Ascomycota; Saccharomycetes; Saccharomycetales; Saccharomycetaceae.
AUGGUUAUGAAACCUGAAGUUGAGCAGGAAUUGGCUCACGUUCUGUUGACAGAACUGUUGGCGUACCAGUUUGCAUCUCCCGUUAGAUGGAUUGAGACACAAGAUGUGUUUUUGAAGGACUUCAACACCGAAAGAGUUGUCGAAAUCGGUCCUUCGCCAACUCUAGCCGGUAUGGCCCAGAGAACCAUUAAGAACAAGUACGAGUCUUACGACGCAGCCUUGUCUUUGCAGAGAGACGUGUUGUGCUACUCCAAGGACGCCAGAGAGAUCUAUUACACUCCAGACCCAGCGGACUUGGCUGCCAAGGAAGAGACCACUGAGUCUGCAGGCGCUGCUCCCGCCUCUUCUGCUGCUCCUGCCGCCGCCGCUGCUGCUCCUGCUGCUGCCGCCGCUGCCCCAGUUGCCGCGCCAGCUGGUCCAGUGGCUGAGAUUCCCGACGAGGCCGUGAAAGCUGGUCUUCUAUUGCACGUUCUCGUCGCUCACAAGCUUAAGAAAAGCUUGGACCAGAUUCCACUCGCCAAGACUAUCAAAGACUUGGUUGGCGGUAAGUCUACAGUCCAAAACGAAAUUUUGGGUGAUCUCGGCAAAGAAUUUGGCUCCACCCCUGAAAAGCCAGAAGAAACUCCAUUGGAGGAAUUGGCUGAGUCAUUCCAAGACACUUUCAGCGGCCAAUUGGGUAAGCAAUCCACUUCUUUGAUUGCUAGACUGAUGUCUUCUAAAAUGCCUGGUGGUUUCACCAUCACCACUGCCAGAAAGUACUUGCAAACCCGCUGGGGGUUGGCUGCUGGCAGACAAGAUUCCGUCUUGUUGAUCGCUUUGUCGCAAGAACCCGCUGCCCGUUUGGGAUCUGAGGGUGAUGCCAAACAAUUCUUGGACGUUUCUGCCCAGAAAUACGCUUCCAUGAGCGGAAUCGACCUUUCUGCCGCCACCUCAUCUGCUGCAGGUGGCGCUUCCGGUGGAGCCGGCGGUGCCACUAUCGAUGCUGCCGCUUUCGAAGAAUUGACCAAGGACCAGAAGGUUUUGGCCCGUCAGCAAUUGGAAGUCCUGGCUCGCUACUUGAAAAUGGACUUGAACAGUGGAGAGAAGAAGUACUUGCAAGAGAAGAAUACUACCGAGCAAUUGCAAGCUCAACUAGAUUUCCUAACCAACGAAUUGGGCGAUUACUUCGUUCAAGGUAUUUCAACCUCUUUCUCCAGAAAGAAAGCUAGAGUUUUCGAUUCCUCUUGGAACUGGGCUAAGCAAUCGCUACUCUCGUUGUACUUCGAAAUCAUUCACGGUGUUUUGAAGAAUGUUGAUCGCGAGCUAGUUGCCCAGGCCAUCAACAUCAUGAAUAGAUCCAACGAAACCUUGAUCAAGUUCAUGGAAUACCACAUUUCGCAAACAAAGGUUGACGAGGGUGACAACUACAAGCUUGCCAAAAGUCUAGGUGAACAGCUGAUCGAGAACUGCAAGCAAGUUCUUGACUUGGACCCUGUUUACAAGGACGUCACAAAGCCAACUGCUCCUCAAACUAUUGUUGACAAAAAUGGUAACAUCAACUACGACGAGGUUCCAAGACCUGCUGUUAGAAAGCUAUCGCAGUACGUCGAAGAAAUGGCUCUUGGUGGUGCUUUGACUAAGGUCAAGCAGCCAACUCUACAAGAAGACUUGACCCGCGUUUACCAAAGCAUCAAUGCGCAGGCUGCUGAGCACAACAUUUCAGACUCGACCAAAAUUCAGUUUGAAAAACUGUACGGUGAGCUCUUGAAGUUCUUGGAAACUUCGAACGAAAUCGAUGCAUCUGCCUCCACCAGAUUGGCUGGUGUGGUUGAUGAUGCGUUGGACAAAGAUGCCACCAAAGAAGUUGCCUCUUUGCCUAACAAGUCGCAACUUGCCAAACAAGUUGCUUCCACAAUUCCAAGGGAGACCGUGCCAUUCUUGCACUUGAAGAAGAAGCUGGCUAGCGGUGACUGGGUUUACGACCGUCAACUAUCUUCUCUAUUCUUGAAUGGCUUGGAAAGUGCUGCCAUCAACGGGGUUACGUUUAAGGACAAGUAUGUUUUGAUCACUGGUGCUGGUGAAGGCUCUAUCGGAGCCGAGGUGCUACAAGGGUUGAUCCAAGGUGGUGCUAAGGUCAUUGUCACUACUUCUCGUUUCUCCAAGAAGGUCACUGACUACUACCAAAGCGUCUACGCUAAGUUCGGUGCCAAGGGCUCCACUUUGGUGGUCGUUCCUUUCAACCAAGGUUCGAAGCAAGACGUUGAAGAGUUGGUUGGAUACAUCUACGAUGACGAGAAGAACGGCGGUCUAGGAUGGGAUCUAGACGCCAUCAUUCCAUUUGCUGCUAUUCCAGAAAAUGGUAUUGAGCUUGACAACAUUGACUCCAAGUCCGAAUUUGCCCACAGAAUCAUGCUAACCAACAUCUUGAGAAUGUUGGGUAACGUUAAGAAGCAAAAGUCUGUCCAAGGCAUUGAGACAAGACCUGCUCAAGUUAUUCUACCAAUGUCUCCAAAUCACGGUACAUUUGGUGGUGACGGUAUGUACGCGGAAUCGAAGCUAUCCCUGGAGACUUUGUUCAACAGGUGGCACUCCGAGUCUUGGUCUAGCCAGUUGACCAUCUGUGGUGCUAUUAUUGGUUGGACCAGAGGUACCGGGUUGAUGUCUGCCAACAACAUCAUUGCAGAAGGCAUUGAAAAGUUGGGUGUUCGCACCUUUUCUCAAAAGGAAAUGGCCUUCAACUUGCUGGGUCUUUUGACUCCAGAGGUUGUUCAACUAUGUCAGACUUCCCCUGUUAUGGCAGACUUGAACGGUGGUUUCCAAUUCUUGCCUGACUUGAAGGAAUUCACCGCCAAGUUGCGUAAAGAGUUGACCGAAACCUCGGAGGUUAGAAAGGCUGUCUCCAUCGAGACCGCUAUCGAACACAAGAUCGUCAAUGGUAACAACGCCGACGCAGCUUAUGCUAAGGCCGAAGUUCAACCAAGAGCGAACAUCAAACUAGAUUUCCCAACUUUGAAACCAUACGAACAGAUCAAAAAGCUCGCUCCUCAAGAGCUACAAGGAAUGCUGGACUUGGAAAAAGUUAUCGUGGUUACUGGUUUCUCCGAAGUCGGCCCAUGGGGUUCUGCUAGAACAAGAUGGGAAAUGGAAGCCUUCGGUGAAUUCUCUUUGGAAGGUUGCGUCGAAAUGGCCUGGAUCAUGGGUCUCAUCAAAUACCAUAAUGGUAACUUGAAGGGUCGUCCUUACACUGGAUGGGUGGAUGCCAAGACCAACGAGCCUGUCGACGAUAAGGACAUCAAGUCCAAGUACGAAAGUCACAUCCUAGACCAUGCUGGUAUUAGAUUAAUUGAGCCAGAGCUCUUCAAUGGCUACGACCCUAAGAAGAAGCAAAUGAUUCAAGAAGUUGUCCUCAGUGAGGAUCUUGAACCUUUUGAGGCCUCUAAAGAGUCUGCUCUCCAGUUCAAGCACGAACAUGGCGACAAGGCCGACAUUUUCGAGAUCCCAGAGUCUGGUGAAUACACCGUUAAGUUGUUGAAGGGUGCCACUCUCUACAUUCCUAAGGCUCUCAGAUUUGACCGUCUAGUCGCCGGCCAAGUUCCUACUGGCUGGAACGCCAAAACUUAUGGUAUCUCCGAUGAUACCAUUUCGCAAGUUGACCCUAUUACCCUAUAUGUUCUCGUUUCGGUGGUCGAAUGUUUCAUCUCUUCCGGUAUCACGGACCCUUACGAGAUGUACCAGUAUGUCCACGUUUCCGAAGUUGGUAACUGUUCUGGUUCCGGUAUGGGUGGUGUGUCUGCUUUGCGUGGUAUGUUCAAGGACCGUUACAAGGAUCAACCAGUUCAAAACGACAUCUUGCAAGAAUCUUUCAUCAACACUAUGUCUGCCUGGGUUAACAUGUUGUUGAUCUCCUCCUCUGGUCCUAUCAAAACCCCAGUCGGAGCUUGUGCCACUGCUGUGGAGUCUUUGGACGUUGGUGUUGAGACCAUUCUAUCUGGUAAAGCCAAGAUCUGUAUUGUCGGUGGUUACGAUGACUUCCAGGAAGAAGGCUCCUACGAGUUCGGUAACAUGGGUGCUACUUCCAACUCUUUGGAAGAGUUUGACCACGGCCGUACUCCAGCUGAGAUGUCGAGACCUGCCACUACUUCUCGUAACGGUUUCAUGGAAUCUCAAGGUUCCGGUAUCCAAGUUAUCAUGGGUGCUGGCCUAGCCAUGAAGAUGGGUUUGCCUAUCUACGGUAUCUUGGCUCUUACUGCCACUGCUACUGAUAAGAUUGGUAGAUCUGUUCCUGCUCCAGGUAAGGGUAUUCUAACCACUGCUAGAGAACAUCAAAGCGACUUGAAGUUCCCAUCGCCUUUGUUGAACAUCAAGUACAGAAGACGUCAACUUGACAACCGUAUUUCCCAGAUUAAGGGAUGGGUUGAGAGCGAGCUAGACAUGUUGAAGUACGAGGCUGAGGAAGUGCCACAAGAGGACCAGUCUGCCUUCUACGCCGAGCGUACCGAAGAAUUGCAACGCGAGGCUGAAAGACAGCUCAAGGCCGCGCAAUCUCAAUGGGGUAACGAGUUCUUCAAGAACGACCCACGUAUUGCACCAUUGAGAGGAGCAUUGGCUACUUUCGGUCUAACAAUUGAUGACUUGGGUGUCGCUUCUUUCCACGGUACUUCCACCAAGGCCAAUGACAAGAACGAAUCGGCCACCAUUAACAAGAUGAUGCAACACUUGGGCAGAUCUGAAGGUAACCCUGUUUUUGGUGUUUUCCAAAAGUACUUGACCGGUCAUCCAAAGGGUGCAGCUGGUGCCUGGAUGAUGAACGGUGCCCUACAGAUCUUGAACUCUGGUAUUGUUCCUGGUAACCGCAAUGCGGACAAUGUCGACAAGAUCUUAGAGCAAUUCGAGUACAUCUUGUACCCAUCCAGAAGCAUCAAGACUGAUGGUAUCAAGGCUGUCUCGGUAACCUCUUUUGGUUUCGGCCAGAAGGGUGCUCAAGCCAUUGCUGUGCACCCUGACUACUUGUAUGCUGCUGUUGACGAGUCAACUUACCUUGCUUACGCUGCCAAGGUUUCUGCCAGAGAGCAAGCUGCUCACCAGUACUUCCACAACGGUAUGAUCAACAACUCGUUGUUCGUGGCCAAGGAGAACCCUCCAUACGUGGAUGAACUUGAGCAACCAGUCUACUUGGACCCAUUAGCCCGUGUUAGCGCCGACAAGAAGACUGGUCUGUUGACUUACAACCAGAAAAGCUUGAGUGGCCCUUCGACUUACGUCUCCGAUGCAAACUUGAAAACCUCUGAAGUUGUGAGUCAACUGGCCAAAGCUGCUUCUGCCGAGGGCAACGUGGGCGUUGGUGUCGACGUGGAGUUGAUCAAGUCUGUGAAUGUGGAAAACGACACUUUUAUCGAGCGUAACUUCACCGCUGAUGAGAUCGCCUACUGCAAGAAACAGCCAUGCGUGCAGAGCUCUUUCGCCGGCACGUGGUCUGCCAAAGAGGCCGUCUUCAAAUCUCUAGGUGUGAAGUCCCAAGGUGGUGGCGCUGCGUUGAAGGACAUUGAAAUUGUUCGUGCCAACGGCAGUGGUCCACAGGUGUCGCUCCACGGUGAUGCUUCUUCUGCCGCUACUGCCGCUGGCGUCAAGACUGUAUCUGUGUCGAUUUCUCACGACGACUUCCAAGCUGUUGCCGUUGCUUACUCGCAGAAAUGA